GCCAUAGCAGUGAAUCACGCCUACAGCGCCGCCAUCGCCGAGAUGAAGACGCAAGAUCCAGAGAGAUGGGAGGCAUACGAACGAGAGUCGCAGCAGUCCAAGGUCGAGAUGCGGGCUGCUCGCGCCGUCCAUGUGGAUGGCCAGCCUCCGAACGAGCAAAAUCCCAGUGAAUACCGGUCCCAGGGUGAGGCCAGCGACGAAGCGGCCGCGUCUCAGGCCGAGUGAGUGUUUUGUUCCCUUGCGCAGUGGCGGCCGAUAUCUGAACUUAGCAGCAUAGGAAUGCGCCUGGAACACAACGCGCGCUUCUCGCUCGAGGCGUGGGCAGACAAAUCCGACUGUGAAGUGUUCCUCUAUAUCGGUUGUGUCGGCCCAAACGGGAAACCACGGAGGUGGAUGAUGAGUAGCGGAAAGGCAGGCGCAGAUGAUCUCGCGGGCGAGAUCAAAGGCUCACCAUUCAUCGACACUCUUGAUGCGUAUGUCUUACGCCGUCGAAGCAAUAUCGCUAUCGAGCCAAGCGGUGCAUCGGUCUCCCGACGCCAGAGUGGCACGCAGACGGGAAGUAGGACAGGUGCGGCGCACCCUGUGCUCGACGACAUGGCCAGCGCGCGGCGGGCGGACGCUCCUACUAGCAAAGACCUAAGGGCAGAUAUGAAACGUUUAAGAAGGUCGAUGUUAGGAGACAGCGUUGGGAAUGAGGAAGAAGCAGCAACCAACCACUACGCCGAGCCGCGCAUCAUCGAGACCCCCCAACUUGAUACUCGGAUGGGCGAGGCGAGUCUACAUCUGAAGACUGCGCAGGAUGCUUCGUGCGACGAUCGUCAACGCCUCGCACUGAAGUCCGAAGGCAGCGAUAUCUGGGCCGCACUGCUCCGAGAGCCCAUACACAUCGUUACCGAUGCUGACAGAGCGAAGCAGGAACCGGUCAACGCGAACAAGGACCGCAUCGCUCUGACCGAGACGCCACAGCAUGCUGAGAGUUCGCCGCGAGGCAAGGUGCAUCGUGCUACCUCACCUACCCCUCCCAAGGCCCCGAUAGCAACCAACAGUCAGGCGCAACCAACCGGCCAGAAGAGGAAGCUCGAAACAAUCGACCUCCGAGCUAUGCUCAAUGAGACGAAGCGGACCAAAAGAUGCGGUCACGCACGUCCGAGUACAGGCUGUUAGAAAAAGUCUUGUGGCCUAGCAUUUGUUCACACUCACAAGCAAUGAGCAUCCGGCCUUUUUUCCCGCACCAGUAUACCUCCACCUGCGUCCGUUGAUGACUACUCAUUCCUGU
Molecule: messenger RNA, 1276 nt
Organism: Fomitopsis serialis
Lineage: Eukaryota; Fungi; Basidiomycota; Agaricomycetes; Polyporales; Fomitopsidaceae
Exons: 3
Coding region: 280-1164 (294 amino acids)
Source: RefSeq, a predicted model, not a curated record